Messenger RNA from Hyaena hyaena (striped hyena), 786 nucleotides. Its product is annotated as ATP synthase F(0) complex subunit C2, mitochondrial-like. Lineage: Eukaryota; Metazoa; Chordata; Mammalia; Carnivora; Hyaenidae. The record is from RefSeq and is a predicted model, not a curated record. Gene Ontology annotation, molecular function: proton transmembrane transporter activity. Gene Ontology annotation, biological process: proton motive force-driven ATP synthesis; proton transmembrane transport.
AUGUACACCUGUGCAAAGUUUGUCUCCACCCCUUCUUCGUCAGGAGCACCUCUCCUGAGCGGAUCGCUUUGUGCAGUGGUGCUAACACCACCAGACACACUGACCGAUGAGAGACUCGGCAGCCUGGCAGACCCCAAUCUCCUGACCUCACUUAUUCCCAGCCACAGCUUCCCAACCAGCACCAUUGUAAGGGAUACGGACACAGCAGCCAAGCUCACUGGGGCUGGGGCUGCCACGGUAGGUGUGGCUGGCUCUGGGGCUAGAAUUGGGACUCCGUUUGGGAGCCUCCUCAUUGGUUAUGGCAGGAUCCCCUCUCUGAAGCAACAGGUCUUCUCCUAUACCAUUCUGGGCUUUGCCCUCUUGGUGACCAUGGGGCUCUUUUGCCUGAUGGUGGCCUUUCUCAUCCUCUGUGUCACGUCAGAGGCAUCUCCACCUCCCUGGGUCUUUCUCCCAUGUCUCGUCUGCCCGAUAUUGCCAAUUAGCCUCGAUAAUGCUGGGUGGAAGCCAGAGUUGGGGAACAAGAGUAUAUCUGGGCCCCGAGAUAAUAAGGUUAUAUACCGCAUACAACAUGAAUACCAACAAAUAACCAAGCACAUGGACUUUAUGAGAAAAGAAGAGAAGGUCCAGAACCGGCCACAGAACACUGUCGCGUUGCCAUUUAGUUUGAGGCUGGAGUUGAAUACCAUUGGGGCGAACAGUGACUUUGCCACCUGCGCCCGAUCACGUGGGGGGCAUGAAGUCCAGAGCUCUCAGCUGAUCCUCUGGUCCCCAAUGGCAGCACAAUAA